GUGACGUCAGUAGGGCGGGGCAUCCGGCCGGCGUGGAGCUGACGGCGGCUGCGCGGACAGGCCCCGGAUGGCGCCGCGUCGCUGUUUAUUUUGAACCGUCCCCCGGCGGCGGCGGCGGACUGGGUCAGGCCCGGGCUUAGGCUCUCGGCUCGGCAGGUGUGUGAGUGCAUCGGUUUCUAGACUCGGAGCCCUUGGUGUUUUGGAUGUUUCUCUCAGCACCUUGUCUCUGCAAAAGCCAUGCCCCCAGUAACUAAAGACUGAAAGCAGCUGUGAUUCGAAAGGGAGCUGUGGGAAUGGCUGGACACUUCCGCAGCUAUGUGUGGGAUCCCAUUCUCAUUGUGUCUCAGAUCAUCCUAAUGCAGUGCAUCUACUACAGCUUCUUGGGCAUCUGGUUGGCCAUGGUGGAUAGCCUUGUACAGAACAGUCGUUCACUCGAUCAAAUAUUUAGUUAUGAGGUGUUGGGGUUUUCCACAGGUCAGGGGAGACUCUCGAUGAUGGCCUUUGUCCUCAAUUCACUCACGUGCGCACUUGGCUUGUGGUAUUUUAUCCGGAGAGGAAAGCAGUGUUUGGAUUUCACCGUGACUGUCCAUAUCUUCCACUUUAUGGGCUGUUGGAUCUACAAUUUGCACUUUCCCACGGCGCUGAGCUGGUGGCUGGUGAACAUUGUGUGCAUUGCCCUGAUGGCUGUGAUAGGGGAGUACCUGUGCAUGCGGACAGAGCUGAGAGCCAUUCCUGUGAACGCUGGGCCCAAAUCCAGCCUGUGAACACAACCUCUCGGAUUUGUCCAGUCACAGCUGAAACUGCUGCAGCAACCAGUGUUAAAAUGGAUGUUGACAACUAUUUCCAUGUUAGCAAGAUUCUGCGCACAGAAUAAAGAUAUUUAAUUUUUUGGCCAUAUAUAAUCCUGCUGCAAAAAAGUGAAAAUGGAUUGUGUACUACUUUGUUUUUAUCAAAGCCUUUCUACGCAUGUAACUUUCUGGAUUUCGGUGGACGGAGUUGGUGACUGAGUUCACAAGUAAGGGGCAUGCACAGUUGUGUAAACCGGUCUAGGUGUGGAUUCACUGGGAUGCUGAGAAUGUAGUGUGCUGCUUUUACAUCUUGAGAGAUUGGUAAUGAGAACACCACAUACAAAAUUGUUCCAAAAUUCAUCACUGAUUUUUGUUUUCUCUGAUCCAAAUGCCCUUUUGCGUUUGUUGUUGAACCUGUAUACAGACUGAGUAUUUGCAAACUAGAAACCUGUGUCUCAAAUAAUCCAUUCAUUAAGGAGUGCUGAGUCUGUCAUCAACUGAACCCUGGGAUCUGUUGUAACACUGGAUGUGUCUGGCAUUGCAUAGAUAAGCAAAAAUUAAGCACCUCUUGUUUUGAUAUUGACAUGUAUCUCCUGAUUGGUGAAAAAUAGUUUUAAUUAAAUGGUAAAAGCACUUUGAAACUAAAGGCUGGUCCUGGAUUUGGGGACUGUUACCUAUGCACAGUCCAGACUCUAGUGCCAUGUUUAAUUGGCAUGGUAUACAGCUUGAUCUCUAUUUUGUUUAAAAGAUUAAAAGACAAUGAGGAAUAAAUCUAUUGCAGUGCUU
Pristis pectinata (smalltooth sawfish) is the source of this 1574-nucleotide messenger RNA. RefSeq names its product SYS1 golgi trafficking protein (gene sys1). Gene Ontology annotation, cellular component: trans-Golgi network; Golgi membrane. Gene Ontology annotation, biological process: protein localization to Golgi apparatus; Golgi to endosome transport; Golgi to plasma membrane protein transport. The record is from RefSeq and is a predicted model, not a curated record. Bases 294 to 764 code for a protein of 156 amino acids. The transcript has 4 exons. Lineage: Eukaryota; Metazoa; Chordata; Chondrichthyes; Rhinopristiformes; Pristidae.